CAAUCCUAGCGCCACUUUGUGCUUCUGGGUACUUCGCCUUUAGAACAGUCUAAGUGAGCCGGCGACUGAAUGAUCUCAGUGAGGAAAGAUUAUUACCUCAAGCAAUUCAGUGUGUUGUGUAACAGCUCAUAAAAUCAAAAACUGGGUUUUGCAAAAUUCACAUCAAGAGCUUGCAAUGACUACUCUUUUCCCCCAAGGAGUCUUUCAAUAAUGGUAAGAGGAUUGGACAGAGAAGUCAAAGACAUGUUUUAAGAUAACCCAGAGCCUUCUCUACUCCUCUUCCUUUGUAUUGGCUUCAGAUAUCACACUUCAAGGAGUAACCACUCAGUUUGACAAUCUCACAUAUCAUCCAAAGAAAUCUGUUCAGGUUAUUUGAAUUUCAAAUAAAGGAGCAGAAAUGCCACCAGCAGUAGGUGCCCCACUCCAUCCACCUCCUGAUGGAGGAUGGGGCUGGGUAGUGGUUGGAGCAGCUUUUAUCUCCAUUGGAUUUUCCUAUGCAUUCCCCAAAGCUGUCACAGUAUUCUUUAAAGAAAUUCAGCAAAUAUUCAACACUACCUACAGUGAAAUUGCAUGGAUAUCCUCCAUUAUGCUGGCUGUUAUGUACGCAGGAGGUCCCAUAAGCAGUGUGUUGGUGAAUAAAUAUGGUAGCCGGCCCGUGGUGAUGGCAGGAGGUUUGCUGUGUUGCGUUGGAAUGGUCACAGCCUCUUUCAGUACCAGUGUAACAGAGCUUUACCUCACUGUGGGGUUCAUUGGAGGUUUAGGGCUAGCCUUCAACCUACAGCCUGCCUUAACUAUCAUUGGCAAAUACUUCUAUAAGAAACGACCUGUGGCGAAUGGACUCGCCAUGGCAGGAAGCCCUGUUUUCUUAAGUACAUUGGCUCCUUUCAAUCAGUUCCUUUUUAAUACUUUUGGCUGGAAAGGAAGCUUCUUGAUUUUGGGAGGUAUACUGUUGAACGCCUGUGUGGCUGGGGCCCUCAUGAGACCCAUUGGACCCAAACAAACUACUAACAAGCCUAAAAAUAAGGUUGUCAUGAGAGCAGAUGAUUCAGAUGUGCAGAAAAGCCAUAAGAAGAAGUCACUAUGGGACAAAAUUAAUAAGUAUUUAGAUUUCUCCCUUUUUAAGCAUAGGGGAUUUCUGAUAUACUUAUCUGGAAAUGUCAUUAUGUUUCUAGGGUUUUUUGCCCCCAUCAUAUUCUUGGCUCCUUAUGCUAAAGACAAGGGAAUCGAUGAAUAUUCAGCAGCUUUCUUGCUGUCUGUUAUGGCUUUUGUUGAUAUGUUUGCUAGGCCUUCUGUAGGAUUUAUCGCAAACUCCAAAUUUAUCCGACCCCGAAUCCAGUACUUCUUCAGUUUGGCAGUCAUGUUCAAUGGCAUGUGUCAUCUCCUGUGCCCGCUGGCAGAGGACUACACGAGCCUGGUGAUAUAUGCUAUAUUUUUUGGCCUUGGAUUUGGGAGUGUUAGCAGUGUCCUCUUCGAAACGCUCAUGGACCUUGUCGGUGCACAAAGGUUUUCCAGUGCAGUGGGACUCGUCACCAUUGUGGAAUGUUGUCCAGUUCUUCUUGGCCCUCCUCUUGCUGGCAAAUUGGUGGAUGAAACUGGACAAUAUAAAUACAUGUAUCUGGCCUGUGGAUCUAUUGUGUUCAUAUCAAGUGUGUGGCUGCUUAUUGGCAAUGCUAUAAACUACAGAUUGCUAGCCAAAGAAAAGAAUUUGGAACAAGCGAAGAAGAAAAUGAACAAAACUGAGUGCAAAGAAUCUGAACCGUUGAACAAAUCUGAACAUCAUGAUGAUAAUGUCCAAAAUAUGAGACCAAGGAGUAAUCUUUCAGAGAGAGAAACUAAUAUUUAGCAAGAGUCGCAUCGCUGAUCUCAGUGUUUAUGACUUUCUUAUGAGUAUUUUUUUUUCCAAAAUAUUGGAAAGGUUUUUAAUUGAGAUGUGGAGUCAUCAUUAAGGAUGGAGAUGCGAUUUUCCUCAGUGGCAAAUGUUAAAUAAGUUUGCUUUUUAAAAUUUAUCUGGGCAGUUAAAUUUUGAGACUAUGCAUAUAAAGAAUCCAUGCAAUGGGUUUAUUACCAUACAUGACUCCGCUUGUGGUAAUUAAAAUCAUUUUUAGUCUUCCAGUGAGUCCAGAUUUUAUUACAGAGAUCUAAAUCCCUUAUCUCUGGUUUAAGUAGUAGAAGGAGUAUGUUUAAUUCCAUAAGAAAGCCCUCUCCAUAUUUCAUUUUUUAUUUGAUAUUUAAAUAUAAAAUGGAAAUGAAGGAAAAUUAAUUUUUCCCUUUUGCAUGUAUGUGUGCCCAAAACACACACACAUUCUCACAUACUCACGUGCACACAGAGUAUCUGGAAAACAAAAGACAAAUAAGUAAAAAAAUAUUUACCACUGUACUUUUCAUUUUACUUUAAAUCCGUGGAGAAAAUAGAAAUGUGUAUCUGCAUACUACUUUAUAAGUGGAUUUUAAAGAUAAGAACAUGGGUGAAGAUUAAGAUGAUCUUAAUUUGAAAAUGCAACUAACUGUUGUAAAAAGGACAUUUCCAUAUACAAUGUAAGUCUGAAAAAAGGAAAAAACUCCAUUUUAGACUAUUAUCUCUGAGCACUGUUAUGUUUGAUCAAUCCAUGCACAUGAUUUCUUUAAGGGGGGCCAUUAGUACCUGGUGCUAGAGAACAGAGCCCUCAAAUAAUUUUCAAAAUUCUUACCUAAUAUGUAAAUCAAAUUAAAAGCCUAAAUGACUCCUAGCAAUGAGCUGUAUCCAUUGAUUUUAAAAAGAUUUUAGUUAGUAAUCCAGAAAGUAAUACCAGGGACUUCUUUUAAUCAGAACCCAAUCCAGGCUCAUUGUCACACUGAGACAUCAUAGUGGAAUCAACCACAAUCCUGAUUGGAAGGCUUACAAAUAGGCCUAAUUCUAACUUUUCCCAGCUCAUAGCCAGUGAUCAGAGGAUUACUGUUAUAAGUAAUCCAUCUGAGUAAAGCUUACUAAAAGUAGGAGGUGCUUAUAACGAGCCUUCUAUGCCCCCUCAUUUUCCUCUACUCCCCAAAAUGCAAAAGCAAAAAGCAAACCCCAAUAGGCAUUUUACUCAGCCACUAAAAAUGCUUCAUAUUAUAGGAAUGCCAGCACUUGAAGAGUCUGCCCUCUACUGGUUAGACUUCCUGCUUCCUGUGAAUACAACUAAACCAGGAGAUUAGAAAUAAACACUUGUAAACUGGAAGCUGUUCGUGACUUGGUAUACACUUGGAAAGUGUAGGUAUGGUUUAUAAUACAUUAGCAAGAAAUUUGCUAUAUUGCAGCCCAGGUUAAUUGAGCAGUUUCUCAUUUUCAUAAUUAUGUGAAAACACCUAGAAUCUGAAUCAAUCUUGAAUCUAGAGGCAUAUGAUAGUUCUGUGUGUUCAAAACCAUUUUGAGUGAUAAAGUAUUUUUAAAUAAGAAAUAAUGUGUGCAUUAUGGCUCGAUUUGUGAGUUUUUACACCUAUACAUCAGACGUUUAAGAUCGUGAUUAAUGAAAAGCAUUUAGUGCUUGAUUACUGAAGUGAUGUCCCUCUUUAAGAUAUCAAAAGAAAUCUUUUUUAUUGCAGUAGAGGCCAGUGCUCUUCAUAUUUCCUAGAAAAUUAUACCUAAAUACCAAGCUUUUGUGAUGUUUAACAUUAGGGAAUUGAUUUGUAAAUUUUAUGCACUGUUUAAGCAUGUGGCUUAUACUUAGGAAGCUAUAUAAAAUUCCAUUUUUCAUUUAACAUUCCCUUUUUUACAUUUGAAGAGGUAUUUGCAUUUUUCAAAUAUUAGAUAAAACAAUAUGUGCCAAACCAUAGGUGAACAAAUCAAGAAAAAUGUGGCAGUAUUGGCUGUUUUUAAUUUAAUUUCACCCAAUGUUCAGUCUUGAAUGAGCUGUUUUCAUUAUUAGUGUUUUUGUAUCCAACCAUAACUCAUCACAAGAAAUGUGGCAUCAUAAAUUGUGUACUAAGUCUCCAAUCUUAAACAUUUCCAGAAAAUGUACCGAAUUCUUUGAAAAUACAUAUUUAAAUUAAUAUAGCUAUCAGACCCCAGGAGGAAAUUAAACAACGAAGUAAUUUUCAAGGGGCAUUAGGACUAAGGCUGCAGUCCCUUUUGACACAUGCUGAUAGAGACACGUUCGUGGGUACGUUCCAGUGACUCCUUCUAUAGAAGGACAUUUAUUUUCUCAUGAGUUUCUUGUUAAGUCAAAACUAAUUUGUAUUUGUUCUUUUGCCCUCUGGUCAUCUUCAUUAACUUUUCAUUUCUAACACUGAUUAUCUUAAAUUAUUAAAAAAUAAAAGGGAAGUGAAAUUGCACAUUCAAAGCACAUGAGGGGACGUAUACAGCCAUGCCUGGCAUAGCACUAUACAAAGCUACAGAUCACACACAUAAUUCCCAUACAUAAAUGUUGAAAAUUAAAUUAGAACACACUUGAAACAGUGUUGUAAGCCCACAUACGGUAUUCAGAAUUGUUCCAGGGGAAAAUUAAUUUUCUAGGUAUUCACUUUUUCUUGCACUUGUUAGAAUAUAUGCUAUUUGAACAGAAUCUUUCAAAGGUUGAGAAGAAAUUAUCAGCCUAGAACACUAAUUAUUAUGUAGUCACAUAAACGGAGGAGGAAGUACAGUUAACAUCUGUGUCUGCAACAAUUGGUGUAGAACGUUUUUCUUCCCCAAGGGAAUAACAGGUUUUCCAUGUUCAAGAAAUCAUGAGCAAGAUCAGAACAUACCAUCAAUAUCCCUUUUAGUCCCAUUCCUCCAUUAUGGAAUUGUACAGAAGGAAGAUUAUCAUAAACAAGGGUACUGAAAUAAUUUGUGAUCACUGGCUAGUGUAUUUUUCUGUUUGUGAUGAAUAAGCCCCCAGGAUGUCUCACCAUUUAACCUUAAAUAUGCCUACACUGGUUAAUGAACAGAAUAUUGGGUAUAGACUUGUCCUGGCCUAUUAUUCCCACCCUCUUUUCCGAUCCUUUUUGGAUUCAGUCAACACACUGAGAGACAGUGGAUCAGGCUGUUAGUGUAUGUCACCUUGGAGACUAUGUUUUCUCAGUGUAAACUCACGGCUCAUCAGUUUCAUUCACCUACUUUAUCUCAUACCACCCCACCCUAGACACUAGGAAGUAAGUAGAAUAACUAGGUUUGAUAUAUUUGACUAUGCACUUUAAAAAAAUUGUUAUUUUUUUACUCACUUUUCUCUGGCUGCACAUGACAAUCAAGUUUGAAAAAAAAAAGGAUGAUGUAAAUGUCAGUUUUUAUAUUGAGGUUAUAGGAUGUAGUGAUAUCCUUAACCAGUUAGUUGGAACAUUUCCCAUCCAAAAACACCUUAAAAAAAAAAAGCUCUCAUUUGUAUCAUAUUUCAGAUUUUUAAUAAAAUACAAAGUCAUGAUUGUUAGGCUCGAUUUAAUGCAAAAGGAGAAGGGAACUAAUAUUUAUGUGUCAUGUAUUUUGCCUACAUAAUACUUUUUGAUAUUCAAACCAAUCGUGUGGAGGCUGUUGGCCUCAUGUAAUAAUUGAAACAAAAUAAAAAACGCAUGCAAAGAAGUUCAGCAAAUUAUCCAAAGUUAAAAGCUAGUGUGUGGCAGAACCAGAACAAAAACUCAGGUUUAUAUAAAAACAGGAAAAACCCCUGGGGUAUCACUACCAUGUUGCUUCCCUGUAGAAACUGUAGAAGCGAAAGUAGAUAAAACAGAUAUGAAAAAAUUAAACCUUAUAUGGUAAAUCAAUUAGGCUUAAUAGCAAUUUGCAUUGAUUUAUUCAAUGUUUAUUAAUGACUGCAUUUUCUAUAACCUGAAUAUAUAAUUUCAGGUUGCCUGCUUUUCUAGCCAAUGCAAAUUAUCCCAUAUAAUGGUAAUGAUUAUAUAAUAGCCAUGAUUGUUUUAAUGUGACUUUUUCAUAAAAAUAACGAUAUGCUUAUAUGACUCAGGCCUAAUGUGUUUUCCCUGAGGUUGGAUUUAGAAGAAAAAUGUUAUUUUCUUUAUGGAUAAGUAAUUCCCAUUUUGGUUGCUACGUAUUAUGAUUCAAAAUAAAAAGUACUUACUAUGAAACUUUACAUUCGUAACUAUAAUGAUUCCCAUAUAGAGGAUUGUCCCAAACUAACACAAAUGUUUUUAAAGUUUGUGAGACACAAAUGCUUUGGUUCAUCUGUACAAUAUAUAUUAACUUUCAUCAUUUAAUACAACUCCCCCUACACCCUAACUCAACUCAUUUUUCAUGUGUCCAGAGCAUCUGUAUUUCCAUCCUCCCUUCUGUCCACUUGUUGUAUAGAGGCAACACACACCACCGCCUUCGUCCUGUCCCUCUAGACUUUUCACGUCCUUAGAAUAUUGUUCUCCUUAGCUCUGUUUCAGAAUGUACACUUCUAAUGUUUUACGUGUAUCACAGAGUCACUCGUGCUGCCUCUGGCCUUAUUUGUGAUUUGUAGGAAUGGCUGUAUUCCUGGAGCCAACACUAUAUACUCUGGGCCACCACCACUCAUCUUCAUAAACAAGGGAACCCGUGUGACUGUAGGAUCAACUGAGGUUUCCUAGACAAGGAAGCAUGCUUAUAUUCUACAAGAUUGUUUAUUAUUAUGAGUCUUCCUUAUGCAUGAUAAAUAUAUAAUUGAAUAUAAUUUGUAGGAAUAUAGAAAAAUUGAUCUUCCUGUCCUUGGCACUUGCUAUCUGUGGAUCUUUCUAAUUUUCUUGACGUAUCACAACUUGGAGAAACAAAGCUUACCCAUCACAGCGUAGCACCAUUACAAAACCUCCUGUAGGCUCUUCCAGUGUGGUGGCAUCAUAUCAACUAGAUUUCUUACCACAACAAUUCACAGUACCAAAGAGCAUUAAAAUGACAGAUAAAAAGUGAAAUUACAGUCUGUAUUCAUCUCACUUAUUUUUUUUUUUUUUGGUUUUGAUUUCUGUAUACCCAUGUGCAUGGUCUCAUGUUUGAGAAGUGCACUUAAAAACUGAGAACACCAAUUAUCAGUAAUUCUAAUGCUUGUAUAACCAGAAUUAUAAACUCUCCUUGUUGACAACUGAAAAUAAAUAAUUUGCUGAGCUCACUUCAUUUUUUGCAGUUCAGAUUUUCUCUUCUUUGCAAUCAACUGUCCACUGAGUUUUAACUCUUUACAAGGUGCUGUGAUCUGUGAUUUAUUUUAGUCUUCUCUCUCCUACUGCUUUUCACUUUCAUUUAUUGCAGUUUAUGAAAGAAGUACAGCAUUGAGAAUCACAAUUUAGGUCUCCACCUUAAGUGGAAAAAUAAUAUUGCAAAAAAGAAUUUUUGAGUUUAGUGGAGCAUAUGGGAAUAUUUUGAGACCAAAUUAUUUUUCCCACCCAAAUACUGUGCCUUACUUCCCACCUUCCUUUUUUUUCUUUUUUUCCUAUAAUUAUUUAAAAAAAAUAUUUCCCUCUCAUUGUUUUCACAAAGUCUAGGUCUUCUUCAACAUGUUUUCAUCUAGUUAUGGACAUUCUUAGCACAGAAUUUUUGCUGCUUUAGCAGGCUUUCUUAUGCUUCAAUUUGCAUGAGCUCCAUGAUUUUCACUCUUCAUACAUAAAUGUUAAUAAGAUGAGUAAUAUUCAGGACUAUUUUCUUAGGCAGUUAUUCCAUGAUCAUAAAUUCAAUGCCAUUUCAGCAAAUAUUUUUUCUUCACAUGGCAAAAUAAGCUUUUUUGUUUCCUUAUUUUUAACUCAAACAUGGUAAGGUAAGUUAGAAAACCUGUGGAUGAGAACACUGAUACUCAAUAUUCUAUUAGAGCUUAAGUUGAUAAAUGCUGUUCAGAUGAACAGAAUAGUGGGAUUCUUAUGUGAAUUUCAGGGUGAGAUGUUAAAAAAUAUUCUUCUGACUAAGGCUUUCAUUCUGGAUUUGUUGUUUUUCAUAUUCAUCUAAAAUGUUUUUUAAGUUAGACCCACCUUAUACAGCUUGGCCAUUAGAGUAAAAAUUUUGACAUACUACUUAAUAGACUUUAUUUUUCUACCAUAUGCUUUCUAUUUCUAACUAAAGAAUAUUUCUGAAUUUAGUGAGAAAGGACAUGUGAAUUAAAAUGUUUGUUUUCUAAGCAUUAGAUGUAAUUGCAAUUUAACUUGUAUUGCAUUUUGUUUCUGAUAUAUUUGUGUAUCAAAAGAUAGACUUAAAUAAUUCAUUUCAGCAUCUCAAACAUCUACAUUAGGUUUGCUAGAUACCCACAUUUUUACAGAAUAAGACUAGAACAGGUUAGGAGCUUUGCCUAAACAUGUAUCUGUCCUUCGAGUAAAUGCAGGGUUGGAAAUUGUACCUAGGUCUUUUGACCCCUAACCCAUUUUUUUCUCCAUUUCAGUACAUAUGCCAUCCUAUUUGUAAUCAUGAACUUUAUAGAGUGAAUACAUAUUUUCCUGGAAACACUCUAACCCUACUCGAUAAAAUCUUUAUUGUCAAAAUGAAUAUAUUUCUCCUAACUGAAUCAUACUUUGCAGAAUCAUACUUGUAAAUUUAAUUUGAAAAUAUAAUUUGAAGAAUAUUUGCUGAUUCCCACAGCAGGUAAUUCUAAGUUGAACCUAAUAACUAGUAGGAUUUUGCACAAUAUAUGUUGCUGUAGCAAUAUCUAUGUCAUUUAAAAAAAUACCAAUAAUGUGUUUAUAGAACCCAUGUGACAGUAUUCCAUUAAUUCCAUUUUUUUGCUUAUGCUUUUAUUUUAUUUUAGAAGCACCAUUUGCUUGUUUCCUAGAAUAAUGCCAGAGUACAGAACACAGUACAAGUUUUUUACAUUAUUAAGUCAUAUGCAAGAAAUGAUGCCAUCAUAUAACCUUAAGGAGAACACCCCCAAAAUAUUUCUUGAUCCUAAGAAACUGAAGAUGGUUAAAAUUGUUAGGAUAAGAUCUAGUUAAAAAAUUCUCGCUUGUUAAAAGGUCCUUCUAUGUAAUUAACACUGAAACCUGUAACAGUUGCCUGGCAACAGGAAAACUAGAGUUUCUUUUAUCUUAGAGAUACCAUCUACCUCCAUCCCCAUCUUAUUGAGAUAUUCUUUCUGGAUUUAUCCCUUUAGAUUCCAUUCCAGAAAAGAAAAAAGUCACUUCUAAAUAAAAGAUCCUUGGUGAAGGGUGUGAAAGCAGUAAUCUAUUUUUACCCUAAGAAAUAGUUUUACCCUAAGAGAUAGUUUACCCUAAGAAAACACCUUAGUAAAAGUUUGGAUAAACUGAUGCAUCACAGUAAAAUCUUCAGUGAACAGGGUCCUAAACCCAUUGGCAGUCGGUGAUGUUUGGUUAGACUCAGCCCAGGUGGCAAUGCCCUUACUAAGUCUCUGUCAUGCAUCGUGGCAAGCCCUAGUGGCGUGGGUAUAUCAGCGAAAUAUAAGGCACCUUCUUUGUGAUGAUAUAGGUGAGGUUGCACAUUACUUAAAUAUGUGUUGGCUAAAGAAUUUCCUAUGUUGAAGAUGGAAGAGCAGGACCUUUCCAAAUAUUUGCUAAAAUUUACAUUUGAUUUGAAACUUUUCAUUUAAAAGCCCUUCCCUCCAAAGAUUUUAAACUAGUGUGUAGGUUAGUAUUUCCUAGAAUGAACAAUUCCCCAUUUGGGAGGAAUUUUUGAAAACAUUUUAUUUACUAGUAAGAUUGAUUUGUUAAGUCUGUUUUAUCCCAUUAUUACAUUUGGGCAAAUGUCAAAAGUCAGAUUAUUGUGAUAAAAGUUACACAUGAUGACAGUGUAACUUUUAUACGUCUUAUAUAAGACAUUCCUUGGCAAUAGCCACACCUAGCUACUUUUUCCAAGAAUUAUUCAGGGAUUGGAUUUAGAGGUAGAAUUAUUUUUAAAUAUAAAUUAUAUCUUAGGCUAUAUUUUUACGAUUUUUAAGUGAAAAAAAAUCUACAUAUAGUUGCUUUGUUCCAUAGGCAUCUUAAAGACCAAGUGAUCAUCUUAUCACAUGAUGUACCAACAAUGAUUGCUGUGAUAGUGAAAUAAAGACCAGGGUGGCUCUGCUUAAUACUGAGCUGAUACAGUUAGUUGUUUUUGCAUGUACAUAUUUCAUUUUUCAAAAGAUCAGUAAGGUAUAAACCAAUUUAAAUGCCUGUCCAAGUUUGAAAAUACAAAAACCCUCUUCUUGUUGCCUUCUUACAGAUGAAUGUACUUAAAGUGAUUGUGAUUUAGUCUUGGAAUAUCUAUUUCUGUAAGUUUUCCACAUAUGCUCUGAACUUGGCAAUAAAACAUGGAAAAAAUUAACUGAAAAGGAAAGAUCUGCAAUUUUCAUGUGAGUACAUGUUUUGUUUUAAUGAAACAUAAGUAGAUUUAUUUAAAUCAGGAAUAUAUUAUAUUGAUCAUUUUAAAAGUAUAUUCAGUUCAAUAUGUUCCUACUUUAUUUUUAAGCAAACUUGUUUGACUACUGAAUCAUUUACCACUUAACUUUAAUUUAUGCUGUCUGUGUUGUAGUUUCUAAGUUUCACUACAUAACUAAUUUGAAACCAAAUAUCAAAUUCCUCAGUGGGAAUACACAUUUUGCCUGUGGUUUUGAAUGUAUUAUCAAGUUCAUCUCUUACUAGACUGUGAGCUCCUUGUGGACAAGGACAUAAUAUUAGUUUAUGGUAACAGCUUUAAUGCUUGGCAAAGUGCCAAGCAGAGAAUAAUUCUUUUAUUGAAUUCUACAGUAUUCUGUGACACAGGUUGAAUGUAUAUUAGAGGAGUUUGCUGGCUAGUUUUCAAAUUAUGAAGUAGAAAACAAACACCUGUAGUAUUUUCUUUAUCUUAAAAUUUAAAGAUCUUGAACAUUUCAUUUUUAUAUUGUCAGUAAACAUUCUAUGCAAAUGUUGAAAUAUGCAGCAGCUGAACUUUAUGGUGCAUAUUAACUAGUUUUAUUUUCUGUACAGAAUCAGAAAUGCUAGUUAGAAUUCCUGGAAAUAAAUGUUGACAAUCAUUUUAUUGACCAAAGGUGCUACUUAUUUUCCAAUUGACAUUCAUCAUGAGCACUCCUAUCUGCUAAGAUUGAUUUAUUCUUUUUUUUGGCAGGAGCAGGCAGGCAGAGGAGUACCAAAAAAAUUAGAAUAUUCUUUUUUCUGAAUUAUGCAGUUUAGCACUGUAUGUGUUCCUUUGUACUCUCUUAUCAUUGUAUUUUAAUUAUCAUUUCUUAUUGCUCACUAAUUUUUCUUGCAAGCCUAUGCUGUUUCUUAGGAAGUAUAUGCAUAUAUAUUUAUAUAAUAUGUAAGAAAAAACUGUACUGCUUAUUAAAUUAAAGUGACAAAUAAAUGUUCAUGUUAAAUUUUGAAA
Messenger RNA from Manis pentadactyla (Chinese pangolin), 11167 nucleotides. It is a transcript of the gene SLC16A7, whose product is annotated as solute carrier family 16 member 7. The transcript is spliced from 7 exons. The coding region runs from base 398 to 1843 and encodes 481 amino acids. NCBI's taxonomy places the organism in Eukaryota, Metazoa, Chordata, Mammalia, Pholidota, Manidae. Gene Ontology annotation, molecular function: monocarboxylic acid transmembrane transporter activity. Gene Ontology annotation, biological process: monocarboxylic acid transport; transmembrane transport. Gene Ontology annotation, cellular component: membrane. The record is from RefSeq and is a predicted model, not a curated record.